CUCAAGGCUGAUGCAUUGUGGGUCUCUGAAAUUGAUCCAGUGAAUUGGAGAUGGCGCUGUCUACAGCGUGAGCAGAGUUAGCAGCCAAAGUUUGGAGAACACAGGAAAGUUCGCUGGAGUAGAGGCGUCUAGCGAUUCAACCAAGAGUUUUUCUUCACAUCAAUGCCAGCCGGACAGCGCCGAGCAGGCUGUGGGAGACGCUAUGUAACGCAACAUUUGUUGUCAUGAAUUAAUAGUGUUUCAGGAUUAACUGCGUUUUUUGGGGUACUUUGACUGCAAGGAUUCAUUACCGACGCUUGUGCUGUAGCGCUUUCAGCAGGGUACGUGGGAUUCAGCCGUAUUUAUCACUGUAAGUAAAUGCGAUGCACAACUCAGUGGGUCCGUGUUACACAAUUAGAUGAUCAAGGCGUGUUUGUUUUCGUGAGAAUGAACUACCGAAGGGGACAUCACACAGGAUAUUUAUAAAACAAUGAACGACCCCCGCGACAAGGACUUGACACCGAUUUCUAGGAAGCACCGACUCAUGGCUGCAGUUCUACCGGGGGAAGAGAGUGCAUUGCCCGGGAACGGCUCAAGACUUGACAGAAACGGGAUAGGACUGAUCUACUGUUUUAUUUGCGGAGGUAGUGUUACGACCGGGAAAGAACUGAAAUUGCAAGUGAAGUACCAAAGAGAAAGCGGUCCGUUUUUCCCGUUUCUGCAACACCAGGAGCCAGCCCCUGGGGCUGACGGAGUUUCCCUAGAUGGAUGUGUGCUGGCGUGCGCUGUGUGCCACUGUUUUCUCGGUGAGCAGUGGAACUCAUUCGAGAGAUCCAGGACACCGAUAGAAAAACGCAUGUACUGGUUGAAAAGGCCGUAUCAGUGUGACUCUCGGCGAAUACCCCAAGAAUGGAACAUUUCCUAUGAUCUGGAGCGGAGGAUAAGUGUCAGCAGUCAGAAUUUUGACGCACCUGAAUCCGAUUUUUCGUCCUUUUCCGAAAAUGACAUGUCGGACCAAGAGAUAGAUUCAACUGAAAGACCCGGGACGACCAAGGAAAAGUGUUUUAAAAUAUCCGCAAAUAGCAAAACUUCCAAAGAAGGUACCAGAAAAAGCAACGAUGUGAGUAUAAAAAGCAGUCCCGAUUCUCAGCGGGGAAUCCGGUACACUGUCGGUGGCUAUGUUGCACAAGACGCACAGAAAUCGGAAAGUACUUUGCCGCUUAGGCGUUCUGCUCAAAUUAUGAAUCAUGUGUCUCAAUCCUCGGUGUCUCUGGCUCAGUUCCAGGAGUUCCUGCCACAGCGCUGUUAUGACACUCCUUCUGUCGCGACACCUGUGCAAGACAACGGAAUCAUUAUACGCAACAAGCAGUGGCUACCGGAGGAGAAUGUCAAACAUCCAGACCCGCGCCAGCAUACUGCCGACAGCAGCUGUAACUCCAGGCAUCCUCUGGUUCUGUUACGCAAACGUCAUAAAGCAGCAGAUGUUGCUGGUGCUGCCGCUGCGCUGUCACCGACUGGCGCCCAGGGCGCUUCCGACGCGCGCGUCCCAAAGGAAAGUGACCCCUGCAAGUCAAGUGACGGCGCUAACCACGCCCGCGAUUCGGACUCCGACGACAAUGAAAUAAAUAUAACAAGUGACGACGACAGAGACCCGCCUGAGCUUGGCGGCGGGAGAGAGCGAGCAGUGGCGCUGAUCAGGCAGCAAAGGGAGUCGGGAAGUGUAAUCGCGAAGCCCCAGAGCCGCAGUGCCGUGGAGGAGCGCGUGUGCUACAUCUGUGGGAGCGCGCUGUCCCAGACAAACCAGUUCAGAGUGUAUGUGCAGAAACAAGAGAGGACCGUUAAUGAGCCUUUUUUCCCCUUCCUGUGGCUGCACAGCCCUCCUCCUGGGGCCCUGCCCUUGAGCCCCGGAGGGUGCACCCUGGUCUGUGCCUGCUGCCACUCCUCCCUCAUGCAGCAGUGGCAGGGCUUCGAGCUGGCCAGCGUGCCCGUGCUCCAGCGCCUCUACGUCGUCCCCCUCAACACAGGAGCCGGGGUCCAGCAGUCCCAUCCUCGGGAGAGCCGCAAGCCCGAACCGGAGCCGGAGCCUGAGCCCGCCAGGGAGGCCUGCUUCCUCUGCGGGCAGGACUGCGGCAAGGACGUCAAAGUGGCCUAUGCCAAGGCGGGGCCGGGCAAGGCCCGCGGCGCCAUGCACUUCCCCUUCAUCAACCUCCUCCCCUGCCCGCCCAACGCCAGGGGCGUGAGGAACGGGAAGGUGCACUGCUGCCGGACGUGCCACGGCGUCCUGGACGACAUCUGGGCGGCCUACAGGCUGUGCAUGAGCGAGGAGCUCAUCACCUCCGUCAACACCUUCCUGGCCCGGUACCACCAGGCCGUGGGCGGCGGGGGGUCGGCCUAUCAGAGCGGCUGCCUGAGCCUGCCCUCCGCCCACUCGGGCCACACCUCCGUGUGCUACCUGUGCGGGGCCGAGCUGGGCGCCGGCGUGGAGUUCCAGCUGAACGUCAACCCCCCCGGCCGCUGCGGCGAGGGGGAGCCCUUCUUCCCCUUCCUGACCGUGCACCCGCCGGCCCCGCGGGCCAAGCCGGCCGACUCCACGGGCCUGGUGUCCACCUGCGUGCUGUGCUACCACGACCUGCUGGGCCAGUGGGCCCAGCACGAGAGCCGGGGCGGCCAGCCGGCCAGCAGCCCCUGGGCCCGGCAGUACAGCUGCGACACCUUCGUCUGCUUCUUCUGCCGCCAGGAGAAGCGGCGCUGCCUGGGCCUGAAGAUGGUGCACGUGGCCCGGCUGCCCGUCUUCCUCUACGCGCCCAGGGUCAGCCACACUCUGGUGGUGGAUGACGGGAAGAAGCUGACCAUCGCGUCCUGUGUGGAAUGUAAAGCCAUGGUCCUGGCCGGGCAGAACAUGAAGCAGAACCACCUGAAGGACGGCAACCCCUCCCCCAGCAAACACAGGAGUUCCUCGUCGUUGGCGGAGGUGGCGGCUGGGAGCAGUAAAGCCGGGGAGCCGGGCCUGCACGCCGCAGCGGUGGGAGAAGCCUCUGAAGGAGGCGCAGCGCGGGAGCAGGGAGUCAGCGUCACCCCUUCUCUCCCCUCCGCCCCGGAGCCGGACGGCGUGGGCCGCCCGCCUUCCAGCAUGAGCCAUGAGGCAAAGUCACCUUCCCUAGGCAUGAUCUCCACAGCCAGUCGGACCACCGCCACGGUCAGCCCCCUCACGCCGUCGCCCCUCAACGGCUCCAUCGUGCCCAAUGGCAGCCCGGCCGCCAACAGCAGCCUGCCAGUCCAGUCCGCCCACUCGGGCUUCGCCGCCGCCCUGCGCAAGCUCGCCAAACAGGCCGAGGAGCCCCGAGGGUCGUCCAUAAGCAGUGAGUCUUCUCCGGUCUCGUCCCCGGCCACCAAUCACAGCUCCCCCGUCAGCACGCCCAAGCGGGGCCCCAUGGGCCCCAUCAUCGUGCCGCCCGGGGGCCACAGCGUGCCAAGCACCCCGCCCGUCGUCACCAUCGCCCCCACCAAGACCGUCAACGGGCUGUGGAGGAGCGACAGCCGACAGGCUGAAUCUGGCCCUCGCGGGGCCAGCCGGGACCGUCUGGGCGCCGAGCCCGCCCUGCCCCAGGAGAAGGGGGGCCCCCCAGUGCCCGGGCACCUCAUCGGUAAUCCCUACGCCUUCGGCCUGACCCCCGGCUCGGUGAUGCAGGACUCCCGCUUCCAGCCUCUCAACCUGCCUCGACAGAUGGCUCACGUGGUGCCCCCUGCUGGUGUCCCUGAGGAGUACCUGCGCAGUUUCAGGCCCUAUGCCACAGCGGAAGACCUGCGCAUGCCGUCGCUGCCCCUGGGCCUGGACCCUGCAGCUGCUGCGGCCGCCGCGGCCUACUACCACCCGGGCUACCUGCCCCACCCCUCCUUCCCCGCCUACAGGAUGGACGACUCCUUCUGCCUGUCUGCCCUGAGGUCGCCCUUCUACCCGCUGCCCACGGGCGCUCUCCCGCCCCUGCACCCCUCCGCCGUGCACAUGCACCUGCCCGGCGUGCGCUACCCGGGAGACCUGUCCCACUCCUCCCUGUCCGAGAGGCUUCAGAUGGAGGACGAGCUCCGGCAGCGAGAGAGGGAGCGCGAGAGGGAGCGGGAGCGAGAGAGGGAGCGGGAGAAGGAGAGGGAGCGCGAGGCCGAGCGGGAGAAGGAGCGCGAGAGGGAGAGGGAGCGCGAGCGGGAGAGGGAGAAGGAGCUGGAGCGCGAGCGCGAGAGGGAGCGGGAGAAGGAGCGGGAGCGGGAGCGCGAGGCGGAGCGGCAGAAGGAGCGCGCCCGGGAGAAGGAGCUGCAGGCCUCCAAGGCCAUGGAGAGCCACUACCUGGCCGAGCUGCAGGCGCUGAGGAGCCAGGCGGAGGAGCGCGCCAAGCCCGGGGAGCGGCUGACGCCCAACAGACCCGACAAAACCAAAGAGCCCGCCCUCCCAGCGCCGAAGCCCAUCCAGCCCGGCCUGCACCCGUCCAUGAACGCGGCCCACCACGGCGUGCCGGGCCUCAUCUCCGCCCACGCGGCGUACCUGGGGCCGGGCGGCCCGGUGCCGGGCCCUCUGGCGGCGGCCAUGAUGCUGCAGCGCACCAACGAGGAGGAGCGCUGGCUGGCUCGGCAGAGGAAGCUGCGCCAGGAGAAGGAGGACCGGCAGUACCAGGUGUCUGAGUUCCGCCAGCAGGUUCUGGAGCAGCACCUGGACCUGGGGCGGCCCGGGGAAGGGGCCGACCCGCGGACUGAGGCGCACAGGCUGAUUUCGAACCACCACGAAUCGGGCGGCCGAGACAUCCUGCCGCACCUGGGAGCCCCGCCCCCUCUCAUCUCGCCCAAGCCCCAGCACCGGGACCACCUCCCGCCGCCGCCCACCACGCUGUGGAACCCCGCCUCCCUCAUCGACACCGCGUCCGAUUCGCGGCGCGGCCACGAGCCGCCGGGCCCCACCCACUUCGACCUGAGCCGGGCGGGCCUGGCCCUGGGCAAGCCCGAGCGCCACUUUGCCCCCGACAAGCUGGAGGAGGGGGGCAAGAGGAAGGAGGGCCCUGAAAAGUACCCCUCCCUCAGGCCCUCCGGCUUCCUGGAGCCCAGCACUUUCCUGGCCGAGCUGGAGAAGUCCACGCAGUCCAUUCUCAGCCAGCAGAGGGCGUCGCUGUCCCUGCCCAGCCAGUACGGAGACCUGGGCGGCGCCCCCCACAAGGUCAGCCUGCCCUACAGGGGCCUGGCGGGCCCCGUGCGAGGGGGCCCCGACCCCGCCCUGGUGUACGACGAGUUCCUGCAGCAGCACCGGCGGCUGGUCAGCAAGCUGGACCUGGAGGAGAAGAGGAGGAGGGAGGCGCGGGAGAAAGGCUACUACUACGACCUGGACGACUCGUACGACGAGAGCGACGAGGAGGAGGUGCGGGCCCACCUGCGGCGCGUGGCCGAGCAGCCCCCCCUCAAGCUGGACGACUCCUCGGAGAAGGUGGACUUCCUGCGCACGUUCGGACUGACCACCCGCGCCCAGCGGGACGAGCUGCUGCAGCAGAAGAGGAGGAAGAGGAGGAGGAUGCUGAGGGAGCGCAGCCCCUCCCCCCCGGCCGUGCAGAGCAAGCGGCAGACCCCGCCCCCGCCGCCGCUCAGCACCCGCUACACGGCGGAGCAGAUGAACAGCGCCCCCGAGCUGGAGGACAAGAAGCGCUUCCUCACCAUGUUCAGCCUGUCCCACGUGGACAUCCAGCAGAGGAAGGACAAUGAGAAAGUGGUAGAGCUGCUGCAGGCGAUCAAACAGAAGAGUGUGACUCUGGACUCCAUCAGACACGCCCCUCAGCCCCUCUGUAAGAGUCCCUCUGCCCCGCUCUCUGCAGACCCCGCGCCGGGGCCCGCGUGUGUCGACUCGGACCGGCCGCCCGCCGCCCGGCCGCCCAGCCCCGCCCCCUCCGAGCCCCCGCGGCCCGCCGAGCCGUCGGCCCGCCCGGAGCAGCCCGCGCCCCCCGCCACCGAAACGCAGAGACCAAAGGACCCCCCGCUGGCCCCGUUCCCCGAGAAGGCCCGGCCGAGCGAGGGCCACCCCGCCAAGAGGAGCCCCAGCCUGCUGAACAGCAUGCGGCCCCCGCCCACCCCGAAGGACGGCCCCCACAGCCUCAACGGCAAGACCAAGCCCUGGGAGAGCUUCACCGCUGAGGAGUUCGCCCAGCAGUUCCACGAGUCUGUGCUGCAGUCCACCCAGAAGGCCCUGCAGAAGCACAAAGGCGUUACCACGGGGAUGACGGAGCCCAAUCACAAGCUUGACUCCUCGGUGCACUACAACAUUCCGGAGCUGCAGGGGCCGGCCAGCAGACCCGCCCAGCCCAACGGGCAGCACUGCCCCCCGCCGCCCCACCGGGACCCCCACCGGGACCCCCCCGGGGCCCGCCACGAGCUGUCGGCCGAGGAGGACUCCGACGAGGAGGACGAGGACGAGGAAGACGAGGCCCCCGCUCCCAGGUGGCGCGGGAUCGAAGGCGUCUUCGAGGCCUACCAGGAGUACAUGGACGAGCAAAGCAUAGAGCGUCAGGUGCUGCAGAGCCAGUGCAGGAGACUGGAGGCGCAUCACUUCAACCUGAGCCUGACCGCCGAGCAGCUUUCUCACAACAUGGGGGAGCUGAUGGCCCAGAAGCAGAAGCUGGCGUCGGAGCGGGAGAAGCUGCAGGCCGAGCUGGACCACUUCCGAAAGUGCCUCGCUCUGCCCCAGCUGCACUGGUCGCGCGGCUACUUCAAGGGCUACCCCCCGAGGUGACGUCCCUGAAGCGCCCCCCCUCACCGCCCUGCCCCGCCCCCCAGCCCAAGCCCCGCCCCCAACGUAGCAGACAGAGUCUAUUUUGUUACCUGGCUUAUUUAAGAAAAGGACAAAAAAAAAUAUGUUUGGAGACGAGGACGGAAGGAAGCUGCAGCCAGCCCAGGAUGUGCCAUGGGUGGGGCGGGUCGUAUGGGGGGGUGGGGGGGGGGGGCGGGCGGACACAGGACUGCGUGGGCAGCACACGCUCUUGGCCCCCGAGCUCGUGGACGAUUCCUGCCACGCCAAACCAGCCCAACCCCCCCCACCCCACCCACCCUCGUCUGAACCGCCGCAAGCUUCGGCCACGGAAGCGGUUCGAUUCCACGCGAAGACGACCCUAAAUUUGGGACGAGGAGCAUCGCGUUGUGACAGCUUCUGGCCCAGUGCCAGCAGCAGAUGUUUCCGGUCCAGUGCUUCUGCGCAGCUGGUGCGGGCGGCUCUCUCCGAUCCAUUACUGCCCUCUCGCUCAAAUGGGCUUUCAACUGGAAAUGCACUUAAAAAAAGGAAGAAAAAAAACAAAAAAAAAAACAAUAAGAACUACCUUGAGGUACUGUGUCACAAGAAACUUUUUUUUUUUUUUAAAUUAGGGAAGAACUUACAAAUGCACAUUUUGGAAAGAUUAAAGGAAAUGUUUUAUUAAAAAAAAGAUAGAAAUUUUGAAAAUGAAAUUUAAAAAGGUGCUUCAGCCUUGUAAUGUAUAUAAUAUUAAAAAAGAAUUUUGUAUGUUUUUAUUACUUUAAUCAUUGUUAUUAAAAAAAAGCCUGCCAUUUUUAAUAUGUUAAUGCUUUUGGCAAAAAAAAUCCCUUGCUUUUAGUGUUUGUACUGCUGCUGGUCAGGAUUUAAACAAAAAGUUUUGAAAUGUUUAAAGAAAAAAAAAAAGAAACAGAAAAAAAAAAUAGAUUGCUUUCAACUGGUGCAUGAGCUCCUUCCUUCUGUGCUGUGGUUGCACCAGUCUGAGAUUCCACAGAGAAACCGGCAUCGACAGCCUUCACUCCCCCCUCACGCGUCUGUGAAGGACUCCAAAACCGAGAAGCCAGACCCAGGCUCCAGCUCUCCACUGCCCACUGUGAAGAAAACACCACCCUCUCCGUGCCCAGACUCUCCAUCCAGGCUGCGAUUGGCCGUGCUCCCCACCAAUCACUAGUCUCGAGUGCAGAACCCAUGUUAUUUCUUUGUUCUAACUGUAAUGGUCACUUCUCUUGUGUGUCGGUGUAACGAGUCUACGUCAUGGAGAAAAACCGAAUUGUACAGCGUGCGUGGUCGCUAUCAAAAGAAUAUUUGGGAUGUGUGGGAUGCCUUGAACGCUUUAGUUUAUAUUGAGCAGUGAGCAGUAGAUAGCCGUGCAUUUCAUGUCCACUUUGCAGAGUUGACAUUGGGACUUCAAAGGGAAGCAUUUGUCACAUGAACUUAACAUUGAAAGGAAUAGAGUCAGAAUGGUUUGCAGUAAGCGCUGGGCUGCUGCUUUGCUUCACUAAGGCCUGGCUGGUGAUAUUAUUAUGUGCCCUGACGUGGGGGAGACCAGCUUACGAGGAAAGCUUACUUCUCUCUCCCAGGGUGGGUACACAGAUCCGCACCGUAACUGAUGAGCGUGGAAGGCUACAGCGGCUGUGCCUAUCGAGACAAUCCCUCCGAUCCUAGAGGGCAAGCUCUGUGAAACACCUUUAAAAGAAGUCCAGAUUCUGGCAUUCUGCUCUCUGAACUCCAGAGCUGGAACUGUGAAGGGGGGGGGGGGUGGCGUUCUCUCCCUUCCGACACUUCACCGGCAGCUACGAGGAGGGCAGGGACGGGCUGGUCUGUGGUUCCACUGCCUUAAAGGGCACAGCUUGCAUUUUAAUGCUCUAAACUGACACAGAGAGCGUAAUCGCCACCCUACACCCCACCCCCACACACGCUCUCACACACAUCAGAUGUCCCGCGGACUGUAACUGUCAGCAGGCCCCUCCGCUUCUCUCCACCAUUUUGUGCCAAAAUUAUCCACAGUUUGAAUCCAGCCCAGUGACAGUAAUUUGCCACAAUUUUUUUUAAACCAUUUUUUUUCCCUUUCCUUUUUCAGUUGGGAGUAUACAGGCUGAUAAACACAAGCAUAGGGGAGAGGGUAGUGUGAAAAUGUAAGAAAAUCACAUUUAAAAUGUUCCCCUGAAAUCCGUUUUUAUGGGUUAUGUCCUCUCCUUUUGAAACCAAGUCUGCGCUUUUCUGCCAAUAAUAGUCUUACAAUUGGAAGGCCAUGCAGUUCACAAUUUCCCCACUGGGGGGCACUCUGACCAAAUAUACUGUAUAUGUUUUUAGGAGUGGUUAUUUGCCAAGCUUUUUAUCCUAAUUUUACUCUCACGACUAAUUUGAAACAUGAAACUGAGAUAAACCAACAAAGUUAUUUUGGAAAUUAUUUGCCCUCUAAUAUAAAGCUCCUUUGAAAACUAGCAUUAAGUGCUGUGUUCUAGACAGUUGGUGUUCUAGACUAUAAUAGUAGAUUCAUUUUGAGACUAUUUAUUUAGAAAAUAUAUUUUUUAUACUUUGAAAGCAAUGUUUUGCAUAAGCCACUAAAUUUAUUAGUCACUCAAAAUAAUUUUUUUCUAUCCAAAUUUAUCUGGAUGGAAAUAAGGCCAACGAACCUUAUUACAUGCGAACAGAAUUUAAUUAAGCAGAUCAUUUCACUCUUCCAUAGACAGGGCAGGCGCCACAAAGGGGUCUAUGUGCCACAUUUACCUGUCGAACAAUUUCACAUCACAUGCUUCCAUCAACAGACAACUUGUACCAUGAGUGUUUGACAUGUGAGAUUACUUCAACGUCAGUUAGUUAGCUGCCAUUUCGGUCUUCAUUUUGAAUUUAUUCAAUUGCGAGUUUUCUUGAAAACGGCCAAGUCCUUUCCUGUAAAAAUGUCAGCCUUUUUUUGUUUUUGUUUUGUUUUGUUUUUCUGGCCCACAUUGCUGUGCUGUGUAAUGUCUCUGUAAUACAUUCUGCUUUGUAAGAACCACUGUGAACACAAAUGGAAAAUCAUGCAAUGCCUUUUACAAUCCUGUCAGAUUUUCGAACGGAGCGUUCGGUAUUUAGCGAGGUGGAAGACCGAUCCUUAUUAAUAUUGUUCCGGUUGAACAGAACCGGUCGCUUUCUGUUGUACAACACGCGAAAGAUCAGCGAAGCGCGCGGACGUGUCAGUCCAGAGGCAGUACAGUGUUUAUAUGUCCAGCGCUUUGAUGACUGAUUUUAACAUUUUUUUGAAGGCAUCGUUUCAGCACCCCCACCCCCCCAUCCCCCAUACCAGCUUAUGUACUAGAGGAAGAAAUGCUACCACCCCCCCCCCCCCAACACACACACAAAAACACCUGUCCCCUUAUUCAAUGGAGGAUGUUUAGACGCUGUGAAAUCAUGUUUUUAAUUGUACUUGUUUGAAUUAAUUGUAAUGUAAUAUAUUCUUUGUUGAAUGUAGUAAUUAGGUAUUUAUGAAUAUAUUGCUGUAAUUUCAGACAAAAAAGAAAAUAAAAUAUGGCAAAAUGUAAA
Anguilla rostrata (American eel) is the source of this 10267-nucleotide messenger RNA. It is a transcript of the gene gse1b, whose product is annotated as Gse1 coiled-coil protein b. NCBI's taxonomy places the organism in Eukaryota, Metazoa, Chordata, Actinopteri, Anguilliformes, Anguillidae. Bases 470 to 6733 code for a protein of 2087 amino acids. The record is from RefSeq and is a predicted model, not a curated record. The transcript is spliced from 17 exons.